GUCUCAGCAUAUGUGGUUGCUUGAGAAAGCGCAAUAUGACGACAGCAAAGGUAUACCAGAGCGGCGAACAUAUCUCGUUACCCACCAUUCUGCCCCUCAAUCAGCAGGUCGAAAUGCGACGGCUGGAUGAGGACUGGACUGGCUUUACCGAUCCCGCACAGCGUCGGAAGUUGCAGAACCGCCUCCACCAACGAGCAUGGAGACGUCGCCAGGCUCGGCAAACGAAGACCCUAGGCUCCGUCAGCACACAGAAGCCCUCCACGCUACACCAGCAGCCCAGUGAUCGAAACCAAAGACGCGACAACUCUACCUUGUCCAAUCCAGUCCUCACACAGGUCACUUCAAUCUGUACCCUCAGUCCUUCCGGGGUGAGAGAUUUGUUGACCCGCUUUGAGGAAUCCACCUAUCAACACUACCUCCUCGGCUCCCCGCGAACCGAUCUUCUCCUGACACUGGUCAAGUUCAACGUCUUCCGCGCUCUUUUGGACAACACACGCGCUCUUGGGUUCACUUUGGAGUGGCUGGACGGAGAUGCCGUCUCCCCCUUCUCACAAGCGGGAUCGAACCGUGUGAGCGAUGAUUCGUCGUCAACGUCGACUUGCCCCGUGUAUCUCAGGCCAACAGGGCUUCAGCACCUCGUCGAACACCAUCCGUGGAUCGACCUCUUCCCCAUACCGAGAAUGAGGGAGAAUAUCUUGCAAGCGGGCGACUCGUUCGAUGAGGACGCAUUGUGCCACGACAUGGUAGAGAUUUGCGGAAGCCCCGGCGAACAGUCGGGUCUGAUCGUCUGGGGGGAUCCAUGGGAUCCGCGCAACUGGGAGAUAGGUGAAGAAUUUCUGAAACGUUGGGGCUGGGUCAUCCAAGGUUGUUGGGAGCUCUUUGACGCUACGAACUACUGGCGAGCUCAGAGAGGCGAAGAAGAUCUCUUCCCAGAUAACCAGCGUGCUCCGCCAUUUGCAAGCACUAGCCUUUGAAGCUACUUCGAUAUAACGAGGUGACGUUAAGGAAUGGCAAG
Molecule: messenger RNA, 1015 nt
Organism: Cladophialophora immunda
Lineage: Eukaryota; Fungi; Ascomycota; Eurotiomycetes; Chaetothyriales; Herpotrichiellaceae
Exons: 2
Coding region: 36-974 (312 amino acids)
Source: RefSeq, a predicted model, not a curated record